Messenger RNA from Arachis stenosperma, 4332 nucleotides. RefSeq names its product kinesin-like protein KIN-14D. The transcript has 21 exons. Lineage: Eukaryota; Viridiplantae; Streptophyta; Magnoliopsida; Fabales; Fabaceae. Gene Ontology annotation, biological process: microtubule-based movement. Gene Ontology annotation, molecular function: microtubule binding; ATP binding; microtubule motor activity. Bases 184 to 4095 code for a protein of 1303 amino acids. The record is from RefSeq and is a predicted model, not a curated record.
CAAAAAGGAAGCUAAAGUAAGAACACUGGAAUGAGAAAUUAAGGAGAUGGCCAAUUGAAAGUUGAAGCUCCACUUUGGCACGGUUUCAAGGGUUUUCUUGUGUGACAUGAUCACACUUAUGGGAACUUGUUUUAGAAAUAUUAUCUCCAUGGAUAUCUGAAGUGGUGUGUGCACCCUCAAGUGAUGAAGCCCCAAUCUGAAAACCACUCAACAGAACCCAGGAAUCUGGGCCACUCUUCAAGUGCCAACUUCAAUGGAAUCAAUUUUGGUGAAGUUGAAGCCAAGCACCGAAUGCUUUUGGUCCAGUGGCUAAAUAGUCUUCUUCCAACGUUGAACUUGCCGGUAAAUAUCACAGAUGAUGAGCUAAGAGUAUGCUUGAACAAUGGUACAAUUUUAUGUCAAAUAAUGAACAAGCUACGACCUGGUUCAGUAAGUGAGGUCAGUGAAUUUGAUAAUUCUCCGUCAGCAAAGUCAGAGAAUGUUAAGAGAUUCCUGAAAGCCAUAGAUGCAUUGGGCAUGCCCAAGUUUGAAAUAUCUGACCUAGAGAAGGGCCAUAUGAAGUCUGUUGUGGAUUGUCUUUUAACACUUAGAGCCAAAAGUUUACAGAAUGCUUGGGGAGACAAUAUUUCUAUGACUAAUUCCAAAGUCAGAUCCAUCAUGAGUUCACCUUCAUCACAUGGGGGUGACCAGAGGAAGAACCCAUCAGAAUCAAAGUUCCAAAGUGUUUUGCGUAGUCCGGUAAUGGCUGAGCCAUCGGCUGCAUUAUUACACCAUGUAGGUCAUAAAUUUCACGAGGUGUUUCAAAUGAAACAUGGAAGCUAUGCUGAACUUCCUGCUGCCAAAAUCUCAGAACUGAUGAAAUCUACCAGUUUAAAUAAUGCUCCUACUCAAUCACUUUUGAGUGUUGUGAACGCUAUUUUGGAAGAAAGUGUUGAAAGAAGAAAUAGUGAAAUACCCCAUCGCGUGGCUGUCUUGUUGAGAAAAGUUGUCCAGGAGAUUGAGCGGCGCAUAUCGACUCAAGCAGAUCAUUUAAAAACACAAAAUAAUCUUUUUAAGGCUCGCGAAGAAAAGUAUCAAUCAAGAAUUAGAGUACUUGAGGUUCUUGCUUCUGGAGCAAGGGAAGACAAUGAGGUUGGGGUUCGAAGCCCUAUUCGGCAACAGCAACAGACUGCAGUUACGAGUGCAAUCGUGCAGCCAAAGGAACAGAGUGAGGUGACUAAAAUGGAAGAAAAGAAGGCUUUUGAAUCAAUACAGUCUGAAAAGGCUAAAGAGGAGACAAAGUCGGAAGAUAACCAAGAGGUAAUUCGGUUGAUGAAAGAGCUGGAAAAUAAAAACAUGGACAUUUCAAAAUUGAAGCAAGAGCUCGAAAUAAUGAAGAAAGGUAGCCAAGAUGUUACUAGCUCUGUGAAAGAGAUGGAAGAUAAAAACAUGGAAAUUUCGACAUUGAAGAAAGAGCUAGAAACAAUGAAGAAAGGCAACCAAGACCUUACUAAGGUUGUGGAAGAGAUGGAAAAUAAAAGGUUGGAAUUUUCGGCUUUGAAACAAGAAGUAGGAAUAAUAAAGAGUGAUGACGAGGAUGUUGCUAUGUUGACAAAAGAUCUGGAAAGCAAAAAAAUAGAAAUUGCAACGAUGAAGCAAGAACUAGAAGCAUUGAGAAAAGGAAAUCAAGAUGUUGCUGGGCUGAUGAAAGAUUUGGAAAAUAAAAGCACAGAAAUUUCAACAUUGAAGCAAGAAAUAGAAACAUUGAAAAAAGGUAACCAAGAUGUUGCUAGGCUGAUGAAUGAUCUAGAAAAUAAAAAAGCAGAAAUUUCAACAAAGAAGCAAGAAUUAGAAAACACAAUGAAAAAUGGUAACCAAGAUAUUGCUAGGCUGAUGAAGGAUCUGGAAAAUAAAAGCCUGGAGAUUUCAGCAUUGAAGCAAGAAAUAGAGACACUGAAAAAAGAUAACCAAGAUGUUGCUAGGAUGAUGAAGGAUCUGGAAAAUAAAAGCAUGGAGAUUUCAACAUUGAAGCAAGAAAUAGAAACAUUGAAAAAAGAUAACCAAGAUGUUACUAGGCUGAUGAAGGAUCUAGAAAAUAAAAACACUGAAAUUUCAACAAGGAAGCAAGAACUAGAAGACACAUUGAAAAAUGGUAACCAAGAUAUUGCUAAGCUGAUGACAGAUCUGGAAAAUAAAAGAACAGAAAUUUCGGCAUCGAAGCAAGAAAUAGAAACAUUGAAAAAAGAUAAUCAAAAUGUUACUAAGCUUGUGAAGGACCUAGAAAAUAAAAAUACAGAACUUUCAACAAAGAAACGAGAAUUAGAAGAAACGCUGAAAAAUGGUAACCAAGAUAUUGCUAAGCUGAAGAAAGAUCUUGAGAAUAAAACCAUGGAAAUUUCAGCAUUGAAACAAGAAAUAGAAACAUUGAAAAAAGAUAAUCAAGAUGUUACUAAACAGGUGAAUGAUCUAGAAAAGAAAAAUGCAGAACUUUCGACAAAGAAGCAAGAAUUAGAAGAGGCAUUGAAAAAUAGUAACCAAGAUAUUGCUAGGCUGACGAAAGAUCUAGAAACAACAAAAAAAACUUAUGAUUUACAGUGCUCACAGUUGGAAGCAGAAAUCAAGGGUGCUAAAGGAGAACUGAAAGAGAAGUCACAAGAAUAUGAGCAUCAGUUGGAAUCAUUAAGUAAUAAGAUUAGAGAGAAUGAGGCCUCUUAUGAGUCCGAAUAUCAAAAGUGGAACCUAAAAGUUAUCCAAUUUCAGAAAGCUACAACUUUUCAGCUUAGUUCGAUCAAGGUCUUGAAAUUGUCUUGGGAAACUGUUAAGCAGCAUGUGCUAAAUGAGCAACCAUUUUAUGCAGAAGAGUUUAAGCGAUUAGGUGUAAAUCUUAAACCAUUGGUAGAUGCAGCUGAGAACUAUCAGGUAGUUCUUGCGGAAAAUCGGAAGAUGUUCAAUGACAUUCAAGAAUUAAAAGGAAAUAUUAGAGUAUAUUGCAGAGUUAGACCAUUUCUCCCAGGACAAAAGGAGAAACAAUCUAUUGUGGAACACUAUGGUGAAACCGAGUUGGUUGUGGCAAAUCCUUCCAAACAAGGGAAAGAAGCCCUUAGAACAUUUAAGUUUAACAAGGUCUUUGGUCCAACUGCAACUCAAGCUGAUGUAUACAAUGACAUUCAAGCCUUUAUACGAUCAGUACUCGACGGGUACAACGUAUGCAUAUUUGCUUAUGGCCAAACUGGUUCUGGGAAAACUUACACAAUGAGUGGUCCAAAUGGUGCAACAGCUGAGAGUGUUGGUGUUAACUAUCGAGCUUUGAAUGACCUUUUCAGCAUAGCAACUAUCAGACAGAGCACCAUUUCCUAUGAAAUUGGGGUUCAAGUGAUUGAAAUAUACAAUGAACAAGUGCGAGAUCUGUUGACGUCUGAAUCUACUCCAAAAAAGGUUGGGAUAUUGACUCACUCCCAACCAAAUGGCUUAGCAGUACCUGAUGCUAGCAUGCAACUUGUAAAAUCAACCGCGGAUGUCAUAAAGCUGAUGGACAUUGGCCUGAAAAAUAGAGCCAAAAGUGCAACUUCUAUGAAUGAAAGAAGUAGCCGUUCUCACAGUGUGGUAUCGAUUAAUGUUCGUGGAGUAGACAUGAAGUCUGGUUCUACUCUUCAAGGCAACCUUCAUUUGGUUGAUUUGGCUGGAAGUGAGAGGGUAGAUCGGUCUGAAGUGACUGGUGAUCGACUUAAGGAAGCACAGCAUAUCAACAAAUCACUAUCUGCUCUUGGAGAUGUCAUCUUUGCUCUUGCUCAAAAGAAUGCUCAUGUGCCAUACAGAAAUAGCAAGCUUACUCAACUUCUGCAAUCUUCCCUUGGUGGUCAUGCAAAGACACUCAUGUUGGUACAAAUCAAUUCAGAUGUAAAGUCAUAUUCGGAAUCUCUAAGUACCUUGAAGUUUGCUGAGAGAGUUUCUGGUAUUGAGUUAGGAGCUGCAAAAAGUACCAAAGAUGGGAAAGAUGUCAGAGAAUUAAUGGAGCAGGUGGCUUCUCUAAGGGACACUAUUUUGUCAAAAGAUGAGGAGAUUGAGAGGCUGCAAUUACUUAAAGAUCUGAAAUCUGACAAGCCUACCCCAGAAUAGAUUUUGAUUAAGUAGCAUUUGUGACAAUGAUAUUCUUCUUGUACAAAAAACUUAUGGAUCCUCUGAAACUUCCACUCUCAUUGAAGGCAUAAAAUCAUUAGAUACUAUGCAGAGAAGUAUUUAAAAAAAGUAGCUUUUGUAAAGACCAACCUGUAGCUCCAAAACAGUAGCAUAAAGUAGGGGUUAUGUUAAAAUCAGAAUCUCAGCUGAGAGGAUCCAUUUUCACAAGAGUUGCAG